AUGGCGGCCGCCGGGUACGAAUUGCGCGGGAUUUACGGCACGGAGGAGUACUGGCCGGAGAAGAAGCUGAAGAUUUGCGUGACGGGCGCGGGAGGUUUCAUCGGGUCGCAUCUCGCGAAACGAUUGAAAGAGGAGGGACAUCACGUCGUGGCGUGCGAUUGGAAGCGCAAUGAACACAUGGAAGAGGCGAUGUUCUGCGAUGAGUUCAUCUUGGCUGAUUUGAGGCUGUACGAAAACUGUAAAAAGGUUCUCGAGGGGUGCGACCACUGCUUCAACCUCGCGGCGGACAUGGGAGGGAUGGGAUUCAUUCAGUCCAACCACUCCGUCAUCUUCUACAACAACGUGAUGAUUUCCUUCAAUAUGAUGGAAGCGAUGCGGGUGCAGGGCGUGACGCGAUGCUUUUACGCGUCGAGCGCGUGCAUCUACCCGGAGGGCACGCAGUUGAGCACGGAGAUGCAAGACGGGUUGAAGGAAGCGAGCGCGUGGCCGGCGCAGCCGCAAGACGCGUAUGGUCUCGAAAAGCUCGCGAGCGAGGAAGUGUACAAGCACUACCAGCAAGAUUUUGGUAUUCAGACGCGCAUCGGUCGAUUCCACAACAUUUACGGUCCGUACGGCACGUGGAAGGGCGGUCGCGAAAAGGCGCCGGCGGCGUUCUGCCGUAAGGCUGCGACGGCUGAAAGCGAAGUCGAAAUGUGGGGUGACGGUAAGCAAACGCGCUCUUUCACCUACAUCGACGAUUGCGUCGAGGGCAUCUUGCGUCUCACCAAGAGCGACUUCGCCGAGCCGGUGAACAUCGGUUCCGACGAAAUGAUCUCCAUGAACGAUAUGCAAGCCAUGACGUUGAAGUUCGCGGGCAAGGACUUGCCAAUCAAGCAUAUUCCGGGUCCGGAAGGUGUGCGCGGUCGCAACUCCAACAACGAACUCAUCAAGGAAAAGCUCGGUUGGGCGCCGUCUGUCAAGCUCGCGGACGGCUUGAAGGUUACGUUUGAGUGGAUCUCGAGCAAGAUUGCCGAAGAGAAGGCCAAGGGUGUUGACACCGCCGCCGCUUUCGGUAAGUCCACCAUCUGUGGCACGCAAGCGCCGACCGAACUCGGUCAGUUGCGCGCUGCGGACGGCGACGAAAAGCUGUAA
Molecule: messenger RNA, 1131 nt
Organism: Ostreococcus lucimarinus CCE9901
Lineage: Eukaryota; Viridiplantae; Chlorophyta; Mamiellophyceae; Mamiellales; Bathycoccaceae
Exons: 2
Coding region: 1-1131 (376 amino acids)
Molecular function (GO): GDP-mannose 3,5-epimerase activity; NAD binding
Source: RefSeq, a predicted model, not a curated record